AUGUCGUUGCAGUUGGCAGAAUAUUUUAGCAACCCUUCCUCAAGGGUGGUUAAGAAGGAGCAGCUGGAGAAGGAGCAGCUGAAGAUUGAUAAGGAGAUUUCUAAGUCAGCUGACGAGUCAUCUACAAAUACGUUGUAUACCGGAUGGGCUUCCAAGUUUUAUUAUAACUAUCUCUUGGUUGAUAAGGCAAGUUCCAAUGUUUCACUUAAAGAGUCCUUUUUGUAUAAUUAUGAUUUGAGGCCUGUCGAAAGCGAGAGGCGAGUUUGGUCCUGGUUUAAUUACUUCUACUUUUGGGUUGCGGAUAGCAUCAAUUUGGGCAGUUUCCAGGUGGCAGCUAAUGGUUUACAGAUGGGUUUGAAUUGGUGGCAGUGUUGGCUUACUGUUUGGUUUGGCUAUUCUUUUCUAGCCGUUCUUGUCACCCUUGUAUCUAAAAUGGGUUCAAAUUACCAUAUUUCUUUCCCUAUAACUAUAAGGGCUUCGUUUGGGAUAUUUUUCUCCCUGUGGCCUAUAAUAAAUCGUGUGUUGAUGGCUGUGAUUUGGUAUGCUGCUCAGUGCUUUAUUUCUGUUGGUCCUAUUUCUAUCAUGUUGAAAGCGAUAUUUGGGACAGAUGUGGAUACGAAGAUGCCGACGACAAUUAAUGAUCCUAACCUAACAUCUUACCAAUUUCUUUGCUUUAUGAUAUUUUGGUGUAUUUCAUUGCCAUUCUUAAUUGUGGCUCCGCAGAACUUGAGGCACCUCUUCACCGCAAAAGCUGCUAUGGUGCCGUUUGCAGCUUUUGGUAUGCUUAUAUGGGUGUUAUCUAAAUCUGGAGGUAAGAUAGAAUUAGGUUCAUUAAACGACUUUGAAAUACAUGGUUCAGAAUUUUCUUGGGUUUUUAUUAGGUCGAUUAUGGGUUGUAUAGGCAAUUUUGCAACGUUAAUUAUUAAUGUACCUGAUAUUACGAGAUUUUCUAAGACUAGGAAAUCUUCACUAUGGGUACAAGUGGUUUCUAUUCCUAUGUUGUUUUCCCUCACCUCAUUGAUAGGGAUAUUAACCAAUGCUGCUGGGUACAAGGUAUUUGCUGUUAAUUAUUGGUCACCAAUUGAUGUUCUAGAAAAGCUACUGGAAGCUAAUUACUCUGCUAGUUCUCGGGCAGGUGCCUUUUUUAUUGCAUUUAUCUUCACCAUUGCGCAACUUGGAACAAAUAUUAGUGCGAAUUCAUUAUCUGCGGGCACAGAUAUGACUGCAUUGCUACCAAAAUUCAUUGAUAUCAAACGAGGCUCUGUUAUCUGUGCGUUGCUCGCAUUAUGUAUAUGCCCUUGGAAGUUCAUGUCUUCUUCAUCCAAGUUCAGGGAUGCGUUGAGUGUAUAUGCUAUAUUCUUGUCUAGCAUUGCUGGUGUUGCAGUAGCCGAUUAUUAUGUUGUAAGACGUGGCUAUUUGAAAUUAAUCCAUCUAUAUUCAGUGAAUGAGAAAUCCUUUUACAUGUAUGGUAACAAGUUUGGAAUUAAUUUUAGAGCUCUCGUAGCCUAUAUUUGUGGGCUUGUUCCAAACAUUCCAGGUUUUAUUGCCACCGUAGCUGAUGACGUUCAUGUUUCAGAAGGGGCCAUUAAGUUAUACUAUUUAAACUAUUGGGUUGGAUUUUCUUUGUCUUUUGUUAUCUAUCUAGUGAUGUGCCAUUUCUUUCCUGUUAAAGGCUCACCAGUUAAACACAUAUUCACAGAAAAAGGCUGGUAUGAAAGAUGGGCUUAUGUUGAGAACUUUGAAGGAGAGUGGUAUACCCAUAUUGAAAAUCCAGAGUUAUUAGAUGACAAUAUCAGUUUGAAAGAUGAAGACUUGCAUUCCAGGUAA
Eremothecium cymbalariae DBVPG#7215 is the source of this 1827-nucleotide messenger RNA. RefSeq names its product uracil permease (gene FUR4). Lineage: Eukaryota; Fungi; Ascomycota; Saccharomycetes; Saccharomycetales; Saccharomycetaceae. The record is from RefSeq and is a predicted model, not a curated record. Gene Ontology annotation, biological process: transmembrane transport; nucleobase transport. The transcript has a single exon. Gene Ontology annotation, molecular function: nucleobase transmembrane transporter activity. The coding region runs from base 1 to 1827 and encodes 608 amino acids. Gene Ontology annotation, cellular component: plasma membrane.